Hydra vulgaris (swiftwater hydra) is the source of this 1274-nucleotide messenger RNA. Its product is annotated as ras suppressor protein 1. Gene Ontology annotation, molecular function: protein binding. Lineage: Eukaryota; Metazoa; Cnidaria; Hydrozoa; Anthoathecata; Hydridae. The record is from RefSeq and is a predicted model, not a curated record.
GCUAAUCACAUGGAAGUAUUUCCAAUUCUGAUUGGUUUUUAAAGUUAUUUGUAAAUUUUUGCUUUGGGUUUACGUUAAUGUGUCAAGAAUAAGUUAAUGAAAUAAGAUUUGUUAUUAGUUGUUUGGAUUUUGCAUGUUGAUUUGGUAAGAUCAAAAAAAGGAAAAUGACUGGAAGUUCUAAAUCUGUAAAGAAAGCCAUAGAAGAAGCUCAAAACAAACAGUUUGAAGAAUUAGACUUGCAAGAUAAAGGAAUAUCUACAUUAGUUGACUUUCCACAAUUGAUGCAAUUACGGGACUUAACUAUUCUUACAUUGAGUCACAACAGAUUACAAAAAAUUCCAGAUGCUAUAUCUAACUUAACAAGCUUAGAGAAUUUAAACUUGUUUAAUAAUGAAUUAGAGAUGUUACCAACAACUCUUUGUAACUUACCGAAGUUGAAGUUUUUGAACUGUGGUAUUAACAAACUAAAAGAACUGCCAAAAGGUUUUGGAGCAUGUCCACAGUUAGAAGUACUUGACCUUACUUAUAAUGAGUUAAAUGAUAAUUCUUUUCCUGGAAACUUUUUUUACCUUGCUCCAUUACGUGCACUAUAUUUGGGAGAUAAUGAGUUUGAAGUACUACCGCCAGCUAUAAAGAAUCUGACUAAUUUGCAAGUGCUAGUUGUUCGAGACAAUGACUUGAUCAGUAUUCCAAAAGAAAUGGGUGAAUUGACAAAGCUCAAGGAGCUUCAUAUCCAAAAUAAUCGCUUACAAGUGUUGCCUGUAGAAAUAGGCAGCUUAGACUUGAUCAAUCCUAAACAUGUGUUCCGUGCCGACAAUAACCCUUGGAUUCAAGAAAUAGCUGAUCAACUGGUGUUGGGUACAUCACAUGUCUUAAAUUACUUAAAAUCUGAUGGAUACAAACGCCGUUAUCAGGAACAUCUUGAUCAAAAACGUCCUCCUCCACCGAAAAAGGAGCGAGCCAAAACUUUGAAAAAAAAGAAGUAAACAAUAUAAAAUGAUUGUAAAAUGGAAACAGCAAAAAAAAUUUGAUGGUUUGUCUUCAACGGAAAAUUGUUUUAAGAUUUUAAGAUCAGUUUUUUUUAGUCGUUUAAGUAUUGUUCGUCAUUAAAGUUUUCUAAGCGAAUAAAUAUUUUCUCAUAUUUUUCUCUAAUGAAAUUUUUCUCUAAUGAAAGAGCGCUAAUAAUUCGACAAACGAAAUAGUUAAAUGCUAAAAUAUUCAAAUGUUUUUUGUAUGUAGCACAAUUUUUAUAAGAAAUACAAACGUUUAUUGUA